Molecule: messenger RNA, 672 nt
Organism: Zymoseptoria tritici IPO323
Lineage: Eukaryota; Fungi; Ascomycota; Dothideomycetes; Mycosphaerellales; Mycosphaerellaceae
Exons: 2
Source: RefSeq, a predicted model, not a curated record
CCAGCGCCGGAUCUUUUGCUGCAGGCGUUCAAUCAGGCCAUCCGACCGUACUCCGACAAGAUAGACAGCUUGGAAGGCGAAAUUGCGGAUUUAAAGGCUUACAUCGAUGCAUUGGAACGUCAGAGGACGGAGGUCCACGCUUGGAUUGACAAGAGAGGACUGAGGCCGGACGUCCCUCCUUCCAUCGCCCAAAUCAUGGACUCUUCCUCCCACUCCACUUCUCCCGCCCACGCAUCCGCAACCCUCAACGCCCAACUCGACCGCAAAAUCACAAUCGUCAACUUCGACCUCCACCGCCUGCAAGACGAUCUCAACGACUCCCUCCCAACACCCUCCUUCUCCGCCUGCAUGCUCAAAUUCCUCCCCGACAUCGCACGUCUGUCCGCCUUGCCAUCCGGACCUCGCCACGCUUUCGACCUGCUGCUAAAGCUAGGCGGCAACCUCAACUCCCACGGCGGGCUGGAGAAUGGCGACGAAGAGGAUAUUGCCGAGCGGAGAUCUUUCUACGGACGUCUAGACGAUGCCAUGACGGAUGUAGUCAAAGGACGAUUCAGGGAAGAGGGAGAUGGUUGGGGAGUGCAGAGGGAAAUUAAGCGUAUCGAGAAGACGGGGGCGUAUUUGAGGAAUUGGGGCGUUGAGCCGUACUUCCCGCGGACGCUGGAUGUCAUGAGA